AGGCUGAAACGACAUACAACCCUCUCACUGCCCAUCAGACGGAGUCUCAUUCAACGUUCUCUCUCCUGUUAUCGGCUGUGCCGUACAGCCGCUUGCUUGUCUUCUUAUUCUAUCUCUUUACCGUAUCAUCGAGUUUCUCAGCCACCCACUGUAAUCUGGCACCAAGAUAUAUUCCAUUCCGGCCGACUUAAAUAUGAGCGCACCAUCCAGCUACGAUCCUGCGCCAAUCUAUGACAGCGUAGAUAUCGACAUGGUUGUCAAAGUUCUGUCGCAGACAGCUUUCAGUCCCUUCUUUACGUGUUUCAUACCCAUAUUCUAUAUUUUUCAAGGUUACGAGUUCGUAAAUCCAGUCGUGCUCAUUCCAUCCAUAUAUUGCGCAGCUGUUUCUGCUUUCUGGCUCUUGAAGUGGAUCUCACAGCUGUAUCGCAAUCAAGGGAGCUUUUUCUUUAAACCUAAACCCUUAGAUUGGAGCGAACAGAUUGUGGUCAUCACUGGAGGCGCUUCGGGAGUAGGAGAACUGUUAGCAAACACUCUCGCUGUCCGCAACGUCACGGUGGUUGUACUUGAUGUCAAACCAAUAGUAACUGAAAACUACAACAUCGUUUAUUACCAAUGUGACGUUUCGAAGUGGGAGGAGGUCGAGGCCGUUUCGAAGAAGAUCAUUGACGAGAUCGGGCAACCCACUAUGCUUGUCAACAACGCUGGCGUUGUGCAAGGGAAACUCAUCAUCGAUCUCAAACCAGAGGACGUAUACCAGACAUUUGGUGUGAAUACCCUGGCCCAUUUCUGGACCUUGAAGGCGUUCUUACCGGGAAUGAUCAAAAACAAAACUGGUCAUAUUGUGACGAUGUCGUCUGUUGUGGGCUUCGUUGGCUGUGUCCGGAUGGCCGAUUAUAAUGCAUCAAAGGCAGCUCUGAUGAUCAUCAAUGAGUCUCUGCGUUACGAGCUCGACAAAGUGUAUGAUGCGCCGGGGAUUCGUACCACCAUCGUUUGUCCAGGACACAUUUUAACCCCUCUAUUCUCCACUGUCCAACUGCCAUCCAACCCCUUCUUCCAGUUCUUUGUACCAUCCAUCGCGCCGGUGACAGUAGUGAAGGCGAUCAUCACUGCACUUGAUGCACAGCAGUCCCAAACUAUUUUUCUGCCGUUUUACACGAAUUUUUCACCGGUGGUUAGGAUGAUACCCAGUUACCUUAGGGAUAUUUGCCAGAAGUUCUCCGGAGCUGAUUAUUCUAUGAGGAAUUUUACGAAGGUAACAGCACGCAGGCCGGAUGAGGUAGAUCUUCUCGUUGCUAACGGUAAAGACUGAGGGCACUGUACCGGCGCUGUUAAUAUCACUGCAGCAAUAUACUGGACACAGCCGCCGGAUUAUCAGUUUCCUAUGAUCUGUCAAAGUUCUACUAUUGGGUUUGCAGCUUUGGCUGUGCAGUGGUAAUAUUACUGGCAUUUCCCUGAUGGGUUAUGUCUGAUCAAGGCCUUGGACUUCGAAGCUUAACUGAACAAGUAGUAGAAGACUACUUGUAUGUGCAACCCGGCUGUGUAUUUUGUGGGUUUGAUAUUAAUCCCUGGCUGUUAUGUUCCUACAGGAAUAUCACAAUUGCC
Suillus discolor is the source of this 1602-nucleotide messenger RNA. RefSeq names its product retinal short-chain dehydrogenase reductase. NCBI's taxonomy places the organism in Eukaryota, Fungi, Basidiomycota, Agaricomycetes, Boletales, Suillaceae. Bases 194 to 1309 code for a protein of 371 amino acids. The record is from RefSeq and is a predicted model, not a curated record. The transcript is spliced from 11 exons. Gene Ontology annotation, molecular function: oxidoreductase activity, acting on the CH-OH group of donors, NAD or NADP as acceptor.